Fundulus heteroclitus (mummichog) is the source of this 2720-nucleotide messenger RNA. RefSeq names its product conglutin beta 7-like. The coding region runs from base 676 to 1164 and encodes 162 amino acids. The record is from RefSeq and is a predicted model, not a curated record. Lineage: Eukaryota; Metazoa; Chordata; Actinopteri; Cyprinodontiformes; Fundulidae. The transcript is spliced from 8 exons.
UAGUGCUCUUUUUAAAGCGCUGCAUUUGAACCCAACCCUAACCAACAUUCUUCAGGCCUUCCUCCAAACAUAUGCCCGAGGUUGUCAGCAGUAUUGUCUGAGGGUUACUCAUUUUUGUCACUAUUACCACUAUAAACAAACAAACAAACAAAUUAACAAAAAGCUUCACAUUAUAUACUGGGCCUCCAAAGUGCUCUCUGAAACUAGGCCAGGAAUGGCUUGUGUCCAUGAAAUGGGAAAAUACUUUUAAUUAUAGGUUACUAUUAAUUUAGUCAACAACUUGAGGAUACUAGGUAUUUGAUAUAUUCAAUCUACUGAAUAUAUCAAAUAUCUAGUACAGCCAAAGUAGUAAUUAUACUGCAUCUAGAUUAUUUAGGUCAAUAAAAAGUAAAGGUUUAGAAAGUACAGUAUUUCCCUCUGAAAUGUAGUGGAUUGUAAGUUUAAAGUUGCAUAAAAUAGAAAUACUAGUAAAGUGGGCUAAAGUACUUAGUUAGUGUCCACCACUAGUAUAGUGAAACUUUGGUUAAGGAGAGAGACUUUAAUGUUAAUAAUUUUCUAGUUUGCAGUUUAGUGUUAAAUAUAAAACAUUAGUUAUUUGCAGCACUAGUCUGUAAAUCUCCCCUGUGAGCUGAGAAGUGGAGAAAUAUUGUGUGGUCCUCUGCCGAGCCUCAGUUAAUGGCCCAUCAGCUUCAAAGGGGCCGCCCUCUGCAGAGCAACGCCCUGCCAGCUGCAGCUCUGCAGGUGCACGGUGAGCCCCUCCCCCCCUCCCCCCCUCCCGCUCCCGCCCCCUCCCUCCUGCUCUCCCCUCCACACGGCGCGACGGGACCGCAGCAGCAGCAGAGAGUUACAGGAGUUUCAAGAAGCGGGAGCUGUCCGACUCGACACCAGCAGCUGAUAGGAGAUUUGAACCACCAAAAGUCUCGGCAGCUCAAGGUGGAUUUACCCCCAGAGGAGACGACCACUACCACCAUUAACAUAAACCAGCUGAUAGACAUGGACCUGCUCAUUUCGAAGAAUAAGAAGCGUGAGGGCCAAACCCUCCCUGAAAAGUCAAAAGAUCAGGAGGAUGGAGAGGAGACAGACGAGCCAGAGGAGGAAAUGGACCAGUGCCCUUCAGACCCAGAUGUUCCUCCACUGAAGAGAACUGAGAGUGUCUUUGUCUAAGACCAGUGAAAAUGACUAGACCCGUUCACAGGACACCUACAGAGGAGGACCAGGAGUCUGAUGCUUCAUCACAGCUAACCAGAGGUAGAUCAAGGAACUGGACAGAGGAGGACCAUGACUCUGAUACCUCAUCACAGCCAUUGAAUCACUGUUUUCAAGAUGAGUCAAGACCUGUGAAGAAGAUGAAACCCACCAAGAGGACACCUAGAGAGGAGGACCCUGAGUCUGGUACCUCAUCACAGCCAAGAAAAGACGAGUCAAGACGUGUGAAGAAGAUGAAACCCACCAAGAGGACAUCUAGAGAGGAGGACCCUGAGUCUGAUACCUCAUCACAGCCAAGAAAAGAUUCAUCAAGAAAGAAGAGGAAGAUGUGGAGCAAAGCAGAAGUCCACGCUGUGGAACAAAAGCUAAUGCACAACAUUAAGACUGGCAAGGUUCCUGGGAAAGCACAGUGUCUUGAAUGUAUCCAUGCAUUCCCAGAUGCACUGAAAGGUAGGACCUGGGAUGCUGUGAAAUACUAUGUGAAAAACCGCAUAGACACCUGGAAGCGGCGGUCUACGAGGUAACUGCAAGCUCUUGUUUUGUGUUUGAAAGAGCAAUUGUUAAUGCAGCUCUCACCAUUUGAUCUGUUGAUUAGCUGAACCUCAGAGGUCAGCUUUUGAAGUUCUGCUGUUGGAGAGCAGUGAUCUGCUCAGAUUGCACUUUAUUUUAUGCAAUUUAUUUCAUACAUAACAGAAAUUUUUUUGUACUGUUAUGCUUCUUCAAUUCAUGGAUUAGCAAAUGUUUUAAAAAGUUUGUUUAACCCUCACAUAUUGCUCAUAUUCUGAGUCAUAAUUACUCUACACCAGGGCUUCUCAAUUCCAGUCCUCGCACCCCCCUGCCCUGCAUGUUUUAGAUGUGUCCCUCCUUCACCACACCUGAUUUAAAUGAUCAGCUCGGCAUCAAGCUCUGCAGAGGCCUGAUAACGAGACACUCAUUUGAAUCAGGUGUGGUGGAGGAGGGACACAUCUAAAACAUGCAGGGCAGGGGGGUGUGAGGACUGGAAUUGAAUUCAUUCAAAUAUUGAAAAUAUUUUACAUUAAUGGGUUCCAAUUGUAGCAGUUACUGAUCUUUACAUUAAUUAUUAACAUUUCUGUAUAUCAGUAAUGUUGCCUGCUGUUAAAAAUAAAUGACAGACUUUUCAUUCAACAUUUGUGUAGCUUGUUUGUAUCACUCAGCCUAUGGUGUUUUUACACUGGGUAGUUUAAUUGUGUGUACUGUUAGUAGCUACUACAGUUUUGCAAAAUUGAACAAAGUAAGCAAAGACUGUUUUUGUAACCUCAUGUUCCUUUCCCACAGUAAAUAACAUCAUACUUUGCUAACAGCUCAAUUAUGGCAAGAAAAUUUCCAUUGUCUGGCUCAUCUAGUGUCUUUGCGCUGCCUCUGAAUGGCAUAUUCCUGAAGGCUAAGAAGAGUGUUACAUCCAGCAGCCGCUUCAGUAGUGCUUUGUUUUUUUUAUUUUUGUCUCCAUCAAUUUUUGUUGUAGGCUGUAAAUUCCAGAAGUCUGUAGGAGAGAA